Messenger RNA from Cynoglossus semilaevis (tongue sole), 859 nucleotides. RefSeq names its product dynein axonemal assembly factor 19 (gene dnaaf19). Bases 442 to 690 code for a protein of 82 amino acids. The record is from RefSeq and is a predicted model, not a curated record. Lineage: Eukaryota; Metazoa; Chordata; Actinopteri; Pleuronectiformes; Cynoglossidae. Gene Ontology annotation, cellular component: outer dynein arm. Gene Ontology annotation, biological process: determination of left/right symmetry; epithelial cilium movement involved in extracellular fluid movement; inner dynein arm assembly. The transcript is spliced from 3 exons.
UUCUCCUUCUGGCCUCAUGUCAUCAUAGUCAACAACAGCAGGACUAACCAGGAAAAUAGGUGAAAAAUGAAAGACCUUUCACAGGAGAUCAGUUGAUGGAGAAGAUGGAAGGAAGGAGGUGUUUGUGAGGUGAUGAGGAACCAAAGUCACUCCUGUUUAUUCAGUCUAACAUAGUCAUGGACCUACAGCCACGUACCGACCUACAAAGAUAUAAGAAUCGAAUCACUAACGCACAUGUAUAAGUGUGGGUAUGUCUGUGUCUUGUUUCCGCAUCUCUCUCUGUAUCACUUCCGCCUCUCGCCACGCUGCUUCCCGUUGUCAUGGAGACACUGUGUUGCUGAAAGCCGCUGAGUGAAGAUUUAAAGAGGAGCAGGUCGAACCCAGGGGAGGCGUUACUGCACGUACGGGCGUCCCCUUUGACCCGUGUGACAUCAUCACGCGAUGGCCUCCCAGCAGCGUGAUGUCAUCAAUUUCUCUGCUCUGGAACGCGAGGUGCAGGUGGCGUUGGAGUCCGAUCGUCGACACCAGCGAGAGAACGCUGCUAAAGUCCGGGCGGUAGAACAGAGAGUCGCCACCUACGAGGAGUUUAGAGGCCUGGUCUUGUCAUCACACCUGAAGCCCCUGGAGAGGAAGGACCGCGAAGGAUCCACACGAAAACAGCCGUGGAACACUGCCGUCAACAACAAGUGAUGUUUUCUGUCCGUGGCAACAAUGGACGCCAGAUCAGUUGUGAACCCUUUUAAUGUUUUUUUCCAUAUUCAUCUCUAAGCUCAUCAGGAACUUUACCUGGGUAACAAAUUGGACUGCUAAGUUACUCACUAGUUUAGCUUGAUAGUAAACAUUAGCCCUAGCCAGAAAU